Molecule: messenger RNA, 5063 nt
Organism: Zeugodacus cucurbitae (melon fly)
Lineage: Eukaryota; Metazoa; Arthropoda; Insecta; Diptera; Tephritidae
Product: cilia- and flagella-associated protein 43
Exons: 13
Coding region: 145-4851 (1568 amino acids)
Biological process (GO): cilium assembly
Cellular component (GO): axoneme
Molecular function (GO): protein binding
Source: RefSeq, a predicted model, not a curated record
AUUGUGCUGCUUCAAACCGACUCAAGUCAGUUAGUUUAUUCAGCCACUCAAUGUGAGAAAACAGAUUUUUCAUUAUUUUUCAAUAUUACAAAAAAAAAUAUUUUUUGCUUAAAUAUAAAAUAAUUUUGAAUAAAACACAAUCAAAUGGCUAACUCGGAAGCUUGGGAAUCUUGCUUAUGGGCGACUUACUCUUCUCCAUAUUCACUAAUCAGCAUCGGUAUGGAGGCUUUGGCGACGCUACACGAUCACACUAUACAUUUCACCGACCUGAAGACGCGCAACAAAUUGUAUUACACCAUUGAUAAUCCGGGUGUGGGAUUGGGUGCACGCAAUCUCGCUGGACACUUCUCGCUGCCGAUGUUCGCAUAUUCAGAGACGGUUCUACGGCCAACCAUACACAUUGUUCGCUAUCCGGAUAUGCACAAGCUGUUGCAAUUACGCUGCAACAACGUCGUUAGCUAUGUGGAUAUGGUUUUCUCCAACUAUGAUCUGCUUAUCGCUCUAAGUGGAUAUCCGGAUUACUCAUUUCGUAUUUGGAAUUGUCGUACCGGCAAUUUAUUGGUAGAGCUCGCAACGGGUAUUAAAUGCUCAGUACACUCAUUGUACUGCUCCAGCCGCACUUGGCCGAUGAUCAUGCAAUACUCGAAGUUUCAAAAAUCGAUAGUCUUCUGGGAAAUGCAUUAUACCGCCGAGGCCAUGGUACUGCAUGAGAUAUCGCGAAUUCAGUUACCUAAAUCGCAUUUGUUGAGCACACAAUUCGCUAUGUGUUCGCAAGACGAUGUCAUGUAUGUGGUGAAUGACUUCGGUAUUGUGUUCAGUGUAGAGGUCGCACAAUUUUACUUGUCACGCCAGUGGGGCACCACAUUCUCACAACAUGAACAGCCACAGCCGUACUGUAUAUUUCCGCACAAACAGGGUCUCAUAGUGUCCAAUGCCACCAGUGCCACGUUGAUAACACGCAAACGUAACAACUGGGCGGUGGAGUGGGUGUUGAAGGAUACUCAGGUGCCGAUUGUGAAGAUUGUUUCGAACUUUGCUGGCGAGGCGUACGUUACCGACGAUGUGGGCUCACUGUAUCAACUGCAGGCGAGCAAUUACUACGGCAAACUAAUCGAGUUUUCCGUCUCGAACUAUACGGUGGAGGACUUUACUAUAUUGCGUGGCUUGAAGGAAGAGAAUCUACUCAUACUCACACGUGCCAGCAUGCUGUAUGCUCUCGAAAUCAGCCGUAAUAUCAAAUAUUCAUCGUUACCUAUACCGAAUGGCUGCUGCAUUGCCACACACAACACGUCGCCAUUCGCAGCUGUCGGCACGACAGAUGGUAAAGUGUACUUUUUGUCGUUCGAGAAGAUACGCGCACCCACUAUUUUACAUAUCAUGGAUAUCGAUAAACACGGUAUCUCAGAGAUGUAUUUGGCAAAUCAAACCGGUUUAAUUAAAACCAUGCAGAACGAAUACAAAGAGAUGGUGGUGGACUUUAAGUCUGAACGUUUUGUUAUCGUCGUACCGUUACUAAGUCGCACGCAAAAACAUAUGCUCCAUUUCUACCUGAUCGAUCAGAAUCAUGCCUUGUCGUUUUUAUCACAAGAUGAAUUGAAAGAAACUGAUAUUCCGUAUGCGGAUGAACUGUGGAUCAACGCUUGGAUCGCGGAGAAACGUGUUGUCAAUCGGCGCAUAUAUAAGUUGGAGAAGAAAUAUCGCAGCAUUACGCUGUUGGAUGUCUCUCAUAAAGAUCAUGUGGAACUUAUUGCUUUACCGAUGGACAGUUUCACGUUAGAUAUUUAUUUUAUACAGCAUAUGGAAAAAGUUAUGUUAAUGCGGACUCUAAAUACUUUGCAUAUGGCAUAUAUUUCGGGUGUGGCGGGUUCAAAUCAUAUCAUAACUUAUGAUGUCAGCACCCUAAUGAUACACUUCCGUCAUCAUAAGCGUUCCACAAAACCGUAUCUAGUGUGCCGAAAACUGUAUUCUAGUUAUUCACAUCGCCUCAUUAAACACAUAAAAGAAAUUUAUAACAGCAAAUAUCUUGCAGUUUUACUGGAAUCUGGCUGUUUAAAGAUUUCUCGUCUCCCACUGCUCGCCGAUAAUCUACGCGAGAAUACCGAUUUACUCGAUACACCAGAAGAGGUCGAGUUGGAUCAAGAAGUUGAAACACCAUCAACGGCAUCGUUUACGAAGCAUGUGAUUUCAAAGGAAAGUUAUGAUCGGCGCGCUGAUAUUGAGCGUCGUCUAGCUCUAUUAGAGGCUGAGGUGCGUGCGCUCAUCGACUACGAUAUCGCCGUGACGGGUAAAACUCAGGGUAUUUAUCGCAAAUUUUGCCUCAACUACGCCUGGUUGAAUCAAUUAAAUACGGAGGCACGUAAAGUGUGCGAAAUGGAACACGACUCACUUAUGGAGAGCAUUUUGGAUAAGAGUCGCAUACGUGAUUGGAUAAUGAGUAUGAUUACGCAAAAUACAUUGAAGAUUAGCACGAAAGUUCGUGCAAUCUUUGCGAACAAUGCUUUCGAGAACUAUUCGUUAAGCAAAAUAGAAAAAGAAAUGUCGGACUUUUUUGACUUAUAUCGUUUUCAAGACUUCGAACCAGUCGAAGAGGAGGAAGAAAUCGAUGAAAAUGCAAACCAAAAAGAAAUGAUCGGCGCUGCUAGUGUUUUGUUUCCUCCAACUGGUGAUGAAGUUGAGGCUGAAGUUGAAGAAUGUGCGGUCGUGAAGAAGAAACGUAAACUGUAUCAAAUUGUGGGUAAUGUCUUUGAGCAUCUAAUGUCGGAGGAUUUUCAAAUGCAAGACAUAACUUGGGUUACCGCGAACCAGAUGUGUAAUCAUGAUAUUAAAUUUAAGAUUAUUUUGGAUAUACCGUUACGUGAAGAGUUCAAUAAAUUGUUUGAGCAAGAAAAACAAUAUAAAGAAGAAAUCAUGAAUAGUAUACUGAGAACAAAUGCGUCUCUGACUCACAUAUAUAAUGAUAUGAAUAUUAUGCUCACCUUAUUGGGCAUGAAGACAUUCACGCCGGACCAGUUAUCGGUUCCAGUACUAAUGAAGGAUGAGGUUUUGGAACGUAUAAUCACGGUUGAUGACUCUGAGAUCAAAGCGAUCAAUCGACGCGCCAAAAAGGCGGUGGUUAGCGAUCAGAAACGUGGACGUAUGCUACUGUGGUCAAUUGAUUUUUGGAUACGUGCAUUAAAUACCAUGAUGGAUGGUGUGUUGGAGAAGUUGUGGGAAGAGGAGAUCAAGAAGACGCCGCCGGAGCCAGAGUUCAUGUCGAAACGACAACCUCACGAAUACACCUUGGAUGAUCAAAAGCUCUUGCGUAUAUAUGAGGAAACUCUGCGUAUAUUGCAAGAAGAUCGCAAUAAAUACUUGCGUAUACUCAAUGUGAACGAGCGCAAGACGCACGAAUUGAAGAAAAACUAUAUUCAGAAAUUUAAUGAACGUUGCGCUCAAACAGCCAUACUAAAGCUGAAAUAUGAUUUUGCUUUGAAACAUUUUCGUGUGCGAUUACUGGGUUUGAAGGUAUCAUUCUAUCAGCGUGUUAACUUGCGUAAUUCCAUUGCAGAAUUGAGAGUUGAAACCGAAAAGGCCAAUGAAUAUACCAAUCGUUAUGUGAAACUGAUUGAAUUUUCCGAAAAAUCUAUCGCAGACAUCAAACAGGAUAUGGAGGCCUUGAACACACGCGACAAGUUUAUUGAACGACAAUUUAAGGGCAACUUUUUAGCCAAUGUACCGACUUUUACGCAUGAAUUGAAUAAACUGUUUAGGCGGCGCCCGAAAAUGCAGCAGCGUUCCUUUCAAUCAGCGCUGGUGUGUAACGAAGUCGCUGCACGUUUGGUCCACAAGAGCCGUUUAACGUUUCCCUUACCCGUCGAAGUGCAGGAGUAUUUUACUAAUUUACAAACUCUAGACGAUAUACAAAAUGCACCACACCAACUGGAAUCAAAGCUUUGGGAUCAAUUUGUGCGCUUGCGACGCCAAAAAACCGAAAAUGAACUGAAGAUCAAGGGUCAAGGCUUUCAUUUGACCGAUUCACAGGACAAAUUAAAUAAUUCGAUAACGGAUUUGAAUAAUUUGAGAGGUCUCAAACAACAGAUGAUGUCGGAAACGGAUCGUCUAUCGGGACAGUAUUUCACCAUCGUACAAAACCAACGCCUGGAAUUGGUGUUACCUUUGGGUCAGGUUGAAACCUCUAUUGGUGGUUCCAUGAAGAAUUUACAAAACUGCAUACUUAUGAAUAUUGACGAUAUAAAUGACGUAAAUAAUCUAAUCAAGAAAGCUGGUGCUAAAAAAUUACGCACCAUGCAACGUUUAGCCGUAUUUCGACGUCAGGUGCUCUACAAAGAAUGGGAGCACAAAAUGUAUCGCGCAAAUAUUGAUUAUCUCAAGUACAUGUUGGAAGUUAUAGAGAAGUGUAAGGUUACCGCUGAAUUUCUACAAUUGUUGCGAAAAUGGAAGAAAGUUAAAGAGGAGCGCAUCAAAUUAUCCCGAAUAGGUAGUAUCGAGCAGUUGAUUGAGCAGCGUGUUGCGGCUUAUCGUAAAAACUUGGACCGCGUAAAUGAGAAAAUAACAAUCUGUAAAGAUCAAAUAAUUGAAGUAAAACGCAAAAAUCAGGCUUUAAAUCGUUCCAUCGAUGAGGUAAAAGUAGAUGUAGCCAUACAUACCGCCAAUCGUGAUACGCUCUUGGAGGAGAAAUUACAAAGAGAGCGUAAUGAGAGCAUGGAGAAGGUAAAGCGGCACAGUUUCUUGAUUAACGAAGUGCGUCAGGAUUAUGCACACAUACUGGAGCUGAAGACGAUUUUGGAAUUGCAACGUUUGCGUACAUUCCCAACUUUGGGACCACCGCCUGACGAUUGCGGACAGCCAUAGAAUUAAUUCGAGUUCUUUAUUUUAAAUGAUAAUUAUGUUUAUUUUAUAACAAUUGUUACAUAUUAAUGCCACUACAAUGGGAGUAUACAAAAUGGCGACGUUUUGUGUGGCGUCAGCUUUGCAACGAAAAUUUUCUUCACUGCGCUAAUGUGACGUCAGCAACACAGAGCUGAUAUAGAGCUACCACCACAUUCUCUUAUUAGUGAUUUCAU